CCGCCCAUCGCACACUGUCAGAUUGCCAUGCUGGCAAUUCCUGCUGAUGUACUGCUACGCGUUCAUCAAGCCACGAACGGGCAUGCCCCAUUCCUCGUUGAAAACCUCUCAUUCAGCGAUUGGGCGUCCCUGGUCUGCGUCAUGCAGACUAAGACCCCAGGAGCUUGAUGACAAGAUUCAGGAGCUUGCCACAAACAUUCCUGAAGUAUGCAGAAAAUCGGCCAUCGAGAACAGGGAGAUAGACCUGAUCGUAGCCAAGAGUGAGAAAAUCAUCCUAGAGCUGCACGACUAUGAUACUACACAUCUGGACGCCUCUAGACAGGUCUGGACCAUGGAUUGUAAUGAGACAUUCUCUGAAGAGUACAUCAAUAGAAUUUCUCUUACUCCGAUCGAACUAGAAUAUUUCAAGAAGAAGGAAGUUGCCAGGAGGACCAACGUGCACACUGACAUCUUGCCAGCAAUCAGAGACGCAAACUACAAUUUUUUCAAGAACCGCCCGUUCUUACCACUCGCCUCUAGCACCUGGACGGAGAAAGUUGUCCAACGCAUCCAUAAUCAAGUAUGGAAGUUGGACACCUUCAAUUACACUACGCCAAUCAGUGUCCACGCGUAUGCAGCUCUUGCACGGCUCUGCGCAGAUGACUUUGAAAACUGCCGCACUGCUGCUAGAAAUGGCACAGACUACUUUCCUGCUGGCAGAAAUGGACUGGAUGCAGACUUCCCUCCACUAGACAAGCUAGAAAGAGGGAAAUGUCCACGGAAACCGCUCCUGUAUCAGAAAGGCAUUCCAAAGUUCCCAAGCGACCUUGUCGAACUCAAAAAGCUACGGAACGCAGGUAGACCAUUCCUCAAAUGUCCUUGUCCAGGGUGUGAAAAAAACUUCACAUGGUUCGAUCACCUAUUCUGGUUCGUGAUCGGAAACCUGGACAAAUUAGAUCCGCUGGCACCGUCGGAGAGGAUUGGGAUGCUAGAGUUUCAGGUCUUACUCCACACCACCUGGAAGAAAGUUAUCCUUGCGCAGAUCGUCUUCAUCUUUAUGAGGGAGUACAUGCUGAAGAUCAUACACCUCGUCAUCCGAAACAAGAGGAUUACGACAGAGGAGAUCAUCGGCUACGAAAGCUUCAAGGAAGAACCUUUCGUUCUCAAGGACCUCAAGUUCACCACCGCACUACUACCGAACUCUACAGGCAUCGUUACACAUAUGACAAAUAGGCGGCGCCCCCUACCAGAUGAUUAAGAUAACUCGCUGAGAAGAUGCCGCCAGAUGAG
Messenger RNA from Chara braunii, 1269 nucleotides. Lineage: Eukaryota; Viridiplantae; Streptophyta; Charophyceae; Charales; Characeae. The record is from the annotation of a GenBank genome assembly.